GUGACAAACUUUACGAUCUGACUCAAGGUCAAAGAAAACGGCAAACAAGCUCAAACCGUUAAACAGUGUGUACUGUUCUUCCUAUAGUGACACGUACUACUUCCACCAAUUGUCAUUCGUUCAUCGUCAUCGGCUAUGUUGCCGAUGUGGAAUGGUUCAACAACGUUUUGCUUGCCACCCAGACUUUCGUCGUUGUUGAUGAAUUGAAUUCCAGAUCAGUACAGCUCAUUCAUUUUCACGCCGUCUGGUGGAAGUAUAUUGUUUUGAAGAAGAAGUAGAAGAGAAAAAGUUGAACCAUGGCUCCCGACGCUGACAAGUUGCGCAACCGCAAGGAAUACAUGGUGGAUGCCGAUGAUCUGGCCGCCACGCAAUCCACACAGGAGGAAGUGCGAACCAUGAAGACCAUCAAGGACCAUGAAGUCUGCAUUGACGGAAUUGUCUACGACUUGCGUGGAUUUGAUCAUCCUGGCGGACAAUCGAUUGAAAUGUUUGGAGGCAAUGACGUGACAGCAACCUACAAGAUGAUCCACCCAUACCAUACCGAAAAGCACCUGGAAAAGAUGCGCCAAGUGGGCAAGGUGACGGAUUUUGUUACCGAGUACAAGUUUGAUACCGAGUUUGAGCGAGAGAUCAAGCGAGAAGUCUUCAAGAUUGUUCGUCGUGGAAGAGAAUUUGGAACUUGGGGCUGGUAUUCGCGAUGCGCCUUUUACGUUGGAUUCUUCUUCUACUUGCAGUAUUUGUGGGUUACCCAAGGAUCUUCCUGGGGGCUGGCCAUUAUUUAUGGUGUUGCUGGAGCUUGGAUUGGACUCAACGUGCAACACGAUGCCAACCAUGGUGCUGCCUCCAAGAAUCAUCGUAUCAACGAUAUCCUUGGAUUGGGUGCUGACUUUAUUGGAGGAUCUAGGUGGUUGUGGCUCGAACAGCAUUGGACGCACCACACUUACACCAACCACGCUACAAAGGACCCUGAUAGCUUUGGUGCCGAGCCCAUGAUGCUUUUCAAUGACUAUCCUCUGGAUCACCCUGCUAGGACUUGGGUGCACAGAUUCCAGGCUUUGUUCUUCUUGCCAGUCCUUGGUGGUUACUGGCUCUCGGCCGUCUUCAACCCCCAGAUUUUGGAUCUUCGACAACGCGGGGCUCAAUCUGUCGGUAUCAGGAUGGAAAACGACUUUAUCAAGAGCCGAAGACCCAUUGCCAUUGGCUUGCGCAUCUUGUACAUUCUCACCAACUGUGUCCCGCCCUUCGUACACCAUGGACUUACCUGGUCGGCCUUUGGUCAACUCAUGCUCAUGGGUGUUGCUGAAAGUCUGGCCCUGUCAGUCUUUUUUUCUCUGUCCCACAACUUUGAAAACGCUGACCGUGAUCCCACUGAACAUUUCCGAAAGACUGGUGAACAAGUUUGUUGGUUCAAGUCUCAAGUUGAGACUUCUUGUACCUAUGGCGGGUUCAUUUCAGGUGCUUUGACUGGUGGACUCAACUUUCAGGUGGAACAUCACUUGUUCCCUCGCAUGAGUUCAGCCUGGUACCCCUACAUUGCCCCCACUGUGCGCGAAAUCUGCAAAAAGCAUGGCGUCCAGUACGUUUACUACCCCUGGGUUAUCACCAACUUCCUUUCCACUUUGAAAUAUAUGCAUGAAGUUGGAACUGGAGCUCACUGGGUGAAGGAUCCUCUUUCUGGAAAGAACUAGAGGGCAAGCAAGUAGGUGGCCAAUACUGAAGUAGAUUUGAACAAAGUUGACGGGCUUUCAAGUAUUUAAAAACGCCCCUUGGUACAUAAAAUGAUGAUAGUGUUUUGCUACUCUAUGAAACCUUUUCUUUCCGGUUGGUGGCUUGGUUAGAAAUGGCACUGAUUACUGAAGAAUCGUCAAUUUUUCCUGCCCACUAGGUAGCUUGUGUGAUUGCUGUGGUGAGAACAUGUUUGAUGAACCGCCAAAAGAAGGUCUUCAUAGCUAGCUAGCUUGUUGCCUUCCUCGGCGUCUUCAACAAACUGCGUACGGAAGAUCAGCCGAGACCAGAUAGGGACUGAGCAAUCACGGGUUUCUUGCUUUCUCAUUAUUUCCCACAGCCAUAACACGACCUCAAAUCAGCUCUGUAUCGCCAACUCCCGACACUUGCUUCCGCAUUCAACAAUCCCUCUACCUGGUACGACUGUACUAGAGCUACAGUAGGUAGUAGCAGCGAGUAUGAGACGACGACAAGUCGGAUCUGCUGGGAAGGAGCCUGCAUCAAUGACCUCACAAACAGGAGCGAAGCGACGAUCUUCCCCUUCUGAUUCCCCUGGUCUUCGUUUCAUUGCGCAAUUCCUGAUUGCUGCUUUAGUCGUUGGUGGCGUCUAUUAUUACGUAGAGGUGCUGGAUAGCAAUAACGAUACCGGUACGUUCAGAUUAGUUUCCGCUUAGUGCCUCCGGAUUCUCUCGAUCGGUAGAGAAAGUACGCCUGUAGUGGUGGUCAAUGAUACCCCCGACCAUGUCGGCCGCCCAUCGUCCGGGGUCAUAAUGGAGUGAACGAAAGCACCACCGUAUCUCCAUGAGUCUUCCAUUGGCUUGGUCCUCUUUUGUAACGUUGUUCAUUGACCUAUACCAGUGAGGUAUUCCUUGAACUCAUGGUCUACAUGCUGAACCAUCGUUCAUCUC
Seminavis robusta is the source of this 2633-nucleotide messenger RNA. The record is from the annotation of a GenBank genome assembly. NCBI's taxonomy places the organism in Eukaryota, Bacillariophyta, Bacillariophyceae, Naviculales, Naviculaceae.